AUGCGGACCCACCUGUACUCUACCUUCGUGGACCUGAGGAAAGCCUUCGACACGGUGAAUCGUGAAGGACUGUGGAAGAUCAUGCAGAAAUUCGGCUGUCCGAAGCGAUUCAUUCAGAUGGUGCGACAGCUGCACGACAAUAUGAUGGCGCGAGUCACGGACAACGGAGCGGUCUCGGAGGCGUUCGCAUUGACCAACGGAGUUAAGCAGGGAUGCGUGCGGGCGCCUACCCUCUUCAGUCUUAUGUUCUCUGCCAUGCUGAUGGACGCCUACCGCGACGAAGGUCCUGGGAUCCGCAUCGCCUACAGGACGGACGGUCACCUUCUGAAUCAACGGCGGAUGCACCUCCAAUCACGGGUCUCCACAACCACCGUUCACGAACUCCUCUUCGCCGACGACUGCUCCCUGAACACCACCUCGGAAGAGGAGAUGCAACGCAGCAUGGACCUCUUCCCUGCCGCCUGCGAGAACUUUGGUCUGGUCAUUAACACGCAGAAGACGGUGGUGAUACAUCAACCGCCACCCAACACAGCCACUCCUCCCAACGCGCCGCAAAUCAGCGUGAACGGAACCCAACUGCAAGUGUUGGAGAACUUCCCGUACCUGGGCAGCACCCUUUCCCUUAACGCCAAAAUCGAUGACGAAGUCGCUCGCAGGAUCUCGAAAGCCAGUCAAGCCUUCGGCCGCCUCCAGCGCACAGUCUAG
Spirometra erinaceieuropaei is the source of this 705-nucleotide messenger RNA. The record is from the annotation of a GenBank genome assembly. Lineage: Eukaryota; Metazoa; Platyhelminthes; Cestoda; Diphyllobothriidea; Diphyllobothriidae.